Molecule: messenger RNA, 2429 nt
Organism: Abrus precatorius (Indian licorice)
Lineage: Eukaryota; Viridiplantae; Streptophyta; Magnoliopsida; Fabales; Fabaceae
Product: diacylglycerol O-acyltransferase 1A-like
Exons: 16
Coding region: 532-2055 (507 amino acids)
Biological process (GO): triglyceride biosynthetic process
Cellular component (GO): chloroplast envelope; endoplasmic reticulum membrane
Molecular function (GO): diacylglycerol O-acyltransferase activity
Source: RefSeq, a predicted model, not a curated record
AGGGAAUCUAGCGUAGAGGAAUGAAACAAAAUGGAACCGACCCGAAUGAGAAUUGGAAGACGAAGACGUGUCGACGAAUUUACUUACUUAGUACCAGCGAUUAAGAAAUGAAGUUACGAUCGCUUACGUUACGUGUCAACUUGAAGAACACGAUGUGAUGUGGGUUUCUCUUCCUCUGUCUCCAUUCACCACCGUUCCCUUUUGCAGUUUCGUUAAUUACCCUAAUUUUCUUUUGCAAACGUAUAAAAUAUUGUUAAUGUACUAGGAAUGGGCCAGGCCUAGGGUUCCACCACCGCUUUUCUUCAUUUAUACGAAUCAGAUUCCAUUAUCUCACUCUCUCAUUGUCUUCGUGCAUGAACACAACACCACCGCAACACUUACCAUCUUCCUCUUUCUCCCUACUUUCAAUAAAUUACUAAAUCAAUUUUCAUUGUUAUUCGUUCUUUCCUUUUUAUAUUGUUAUUAAAGAAUAGUAAUAAAACUGUUUUGUGGAGAUACGGCAGAGUAAGAGUCGUUCGCUUUUCUACUCCGAUGGCGAUUUCUGGUGAGCCUCAAAGUGUCACCAAUGGUCUCAACCACUCUUCCGUGCGCCGAAGGACCAGCGCCUCCGCCGCCGAUGGCCUCUUCCACUCCUCUGCGACGGUCGAAGGCGAGAGUUCCGGCGAGGAGUUGGUCAAGGAUUCCGGCUCCGACGACUCCAUCAGCAGCGAGCAACUCCCCGUUGGCAAUCGAGAAGCAGAGCAAAGACAAGUGCCUGAUGUUUCGGCUCUCAAAUUCGUGUACCGCGCUUCCGUUCCUGCUCAUCGCAGAGUGAAGGAAAGUCCGCUUAGCUCCGACAACAUUUUCCGUCAGAGUCACGCGGGCCUCUUCAAUCUCUGUAUAGUAGUGCUUGUUGCCGUUAAUAGCCGACUUAUCAUCGAGAAUUUAAUGAAGUACGGUUUGUUGAUCAAGUAUGGAUUUUGGUUUAGUCCAAAAUCGUUGCUAGACUGGCCCCUCUUCAUGUGUUGUCUUACUCUUGCUGUAUUUCCUUUUGCUGCCUUUAUAGUGGAAAAGUUGGCACAACAAAAAUAUUUUUCUGAACCUGUUGUUGUUCUACUUCAUAUAAUCAUUACUUCUGCUGCACUUUGCUAUCCUAUUUUAGUAAUUCUCAGGUGUGAUUCUGCUUUUCUGUCAGGUGUCACGUUAAUGCUAUUUGCUUGCAUUGUAUGGUUAAAAUUGGUGUCUUAUGCACAUACAAACUAUGAUAUGAGAGCACUUGCCAAAUCAAUUGAAAAGGGAGAAGCAUUGCCCAAUACUGUGAAUGUGGACUAUCCUUACAAUGUGAGCUUCAAGAGCUUGGUGUACUUCAUGGUUGCUCCUACAUUAUGUUACCAGACAAACUAUCCUCGAACACCAUACAUUCGAAAGGGUUGGGUGGUCCGUCAACUUGUCAAGCUGAUAAUAUUUACAGGAGUUAUGGGAUUUAUAAUAGAGCAAUACAUUAAUCCUAUUGUACAAAAUUCACAGCAUCCUUUGAAGGGAUAUCUUCUUUAUGCCAUUGAGAGAGUUCUGAAGCUUUCUGUUCCAAACUUAUAUGUGUGGCUCUGCAUGUUCUAUUGCUUUUUCCACCUUUGGUUAAAUAUACUGGCAGAGCUUCUUCGAUUUGGCGACCGUGAAUUCUACAAGGAUUGGUGGAAUGCUAAAACUGUUGAAGAUUAUUGGAGGAUGUGGAAUAUGCCUGUUCACAAAUGGAUGAUCCGCCACCUGUAUUUUCCAUGUUUAAGGAUUGGUAUACCGAAGGGUGUUGCUCUUUUAAUCGUCUUCCUGGUUUCUGCGUUGUUCCAUGAGCUGUGCAUUGCUGUUCCUUGCCACAUAUUCAAAUUUUGGGCUUUUUGUGGAAUUAUGUUUCAGGUUCCUUUGGUCUUGAUCACCAAUUAUCUGCAAAAUAAAUUCAGAAACUCAAUGGUCGGAAAUAUGAUUUUUUGGUUCAUAUUCAGUAUUCUUGGUCAACCUAUGUGCGUGCUGCUAUACUACCAUGACUUGAUGAAUAGGAAAAGCAAACUUGACCAGAGCUAGCAUUAGAUUUUAAUUUUUCAGAGGAUAUAAUUGAUGUGAUUAUGCUGGUCAAUAUUGUUUUCUACGGGGACUUUCAUCUACCAUGAGUCAUGACAGUGGCUGCUCUGAAGGAUUUCCACCUGAUUUGACAGUUCGCGAGUCUCAUGUACUUAACAACUCUCCUCUGGCAAUUGUAUCAAUAUAUGCAAUUUUGAGAUCAAAGCACUGGCACUCCAAGGAACUCUGUAACUGAUUUCUGUUUAAUGUUAUUUAUUAGAGGGAUAGAUGUAAAUAUUUUGUGCUCAAUAUAUAUUAUAGAAUUCCUAAUCUUCAAGUGACGAUGUCUUUUAAUAUGGCAUUUUUUGGUGCUGCACUAGCAUGUUAAACUUAAUAAA